AUGACCCUGCAAAUAGGCCUAUUUGCAUCCGUGAUGGCAGAAACCACCGUUCCUGAUUUCCCUGGACGGAUUUCUUGGAAAAGCGCCCUCUGCCUUAAGAAGAUUGUAACGAAGUUUGAGGAAAUGGAUCUUGUGGAGAAGGUGUACAAUACCCAAUUCCGAUAUAUAGUCUCUGCCCCAGUGUUGCAGUUCUCAGGAACUAUUGAGGAUUAUGAUGAUGAAGAGGAGGGAAGUGAACCUGAGGAUGAACAUGAAGAACCUACUUCCAAACCAAACACCCGGAAGAGAAAGGCUGCGCUUAAUCUCAAAGAAGCCGUAAACCUGAAGAGGAAGCUUGCUUAUGAAUCUAGUCCUGCCCACAUUCCUAGCCCUCCAUCCGCUACUAGUCCUGGAUUACCUCCAACAUCUUCUGUUGGAUGUAAAUGUGAAGAGCUGAAAGAGGAGGUAAAAGCGCUGAAGGAGGAACUCAUCAAAGAGGUGAAGGAGGAGCUCAAAGAGAUGAAAACAGCUUACGAAGAAACUCAAACAAAUCACAAGGCUUAUAUGAAAAAGUUGGUUGUUAGUAUGUGCGAACAGUUAUUAGCCAAAUCCAACCAAAGGAUGGCCACGUUAAUUGUCAAAUUAGAUAGUAUGGAGGAGGAGAGGAAGAAGAAGAAGAAGAAGAGCAAAUUGGAAAAGAAGGGCAAGACUGAGGAUGGGAAGGUGGAGGAGAUGAUAACGAAUGAGAUGGAGAUGACGGAUCGGAAGGUGGAGGAUAAAACUGAGAGUGUCAAUGUGAAGGUGGAUGGUGGGGAGAUUGAGAACGAUGUGAAGGUGGACGAUGUGAAGGUGGAUGGUGUGAAGGUGGAGGAUAAAACUGAGAGUGUUAAUGUGAAGGAGGAUGGUGGGGAGAUUGAGACUCAUGUGAAGGUGGAUGGUGGUGAGACUGAGAAUGAUGUGGAGGAUAAAACUGAGAGUGUUAAUGUGAAGGAGGAUGGUGGGGAGAUUGAGACUCAUGUGAAGGUGGAUGGUGGUGAGACUGAGAAUGAUGUUGAGAAGGUUGAGAAGAAAGCCAAGGUUGGGAAGGUUAAACUCAAGGUUGGGAAGGUGGAGAAGAAAGUCAAGGUUGAGAAGGAUGCCACGGAUGGGAAGGAUGAGAACGAUGGGAAGGAUGGGAAGGAUUCGAGGGCUGGGAAUGAUGAGAACGAUGAUGAUGACUUCCAAUUAUACAACACUCCACCUAAAGGAGUACUUCCCAAAAAAAGAGUGAGGAAGCAGAAGAAAGAUGAAGACUACACCAACCCUUCUUUGUCAAAACAGCCAAAGACGAAUGAUCCAUUAACUAUCAAUCCCCUUCAAAAAUUUGAUGAUGAGUUGUUGGUUCAAUUACAGAAUUGGUUGAAAGAUGAAGCUACCAAUGAUGAGACAAAGACUGUGUUUACUUGCGAAGCACGAAAGAAGUUGUUUGUUAGAGUUCUAACAAAGUCCACAUGGCUUAAAGAUCCUGAAAUCGACGCAGUGUGCCACUUGUUGCGCAAAAGGAUUGAGCAAUAUCCCAAGACAUAUAAACAUUGUAAAGUAUCAAUAGGGGAUUGCUUAUUAGCAGAUAUGAUGAGGCGAGAGUACCCGAACUAUAAACAAGAUCCUGAAAAUUUUCCAAUAGCAGACGUCUUUUCUCAGUACUUCUGGGGAGCGCCUCAUAGACAUAUGCCAGAAUGGCCACACGUAGACGAUAUUUACGUGCCUUUGAACAUUGGCAACAAGCAUUGGGUACUGUGCGUCGUUCGUGUACAAGAUAAUCACAUUGACGUUUAUGACUGCGACUCGAGUAUUUAUAGGAAUCUCGAUCCAUACAUGAGACCUUUGUGUGAGAUGUUUCCACGAAUAUAUGCAAUGGGAGCCAGUGAUGCUGAGCUAAAACGGUAUCCUAAUUUCAAUUUCCAGAAACUGACAUAUAAAAGGUUGCCACACCCAGCCAAAAAUGCAGUCGCCAAAUAUGGGGAAGUCCCUAGAGCAGAUGAAAGUGGGGAUUGUGGUGUAUUUAUGCUUAUGCACAUGGAAUACUUGACUGCUGGUUUAGGUGUAGAGAAGAACUUGACUUGUGCUUAUGUAUUCUGA
This is a messenger RNA of Impatiens glandulifera, 2097 nucleotides long. RefSeq lists its product as uncharacterized. NCBI's taxonomy places the organism in Eukaryota, Viridiplantae, Streptophyta, Magnoliopsida, Ericales, Balsaminaceae. The record is from RefSeq and is a predicted model, not a curated record. Gene Ontology annotation, cellular component: nucleus. Bases 1 to 2097 code for a protein of 698 amino acids. Gene Ontology annotation, biological process: protein desumoylation. Gene Ontology annotation, molecular function: deSUMOylase activity. The transcript has 8 exons.